CCUCAGGCGGGAGCGCGCAGGGGUGGGUCCCGAGACGAAAACACAACAGUGGAGGUGGGAGCUCCAGAGCCGACAUCUUGUGCAGCCCCCACACAGCCUGUCAUUGUGUACAGCGCAAAGCCCAUCUACUGGGGCAAGCUGGACGCCAGCAGAUCGUCAACAACUGCAAGGAACCAAUUCAGACACAGCGUUGUUCUGGAGCAUUCCACUUCUCUGCGUUCGGUGACACGGAGCUGUCAUGUCCGAACCCGGAGGAGGAGGCGGCGGUGGCGGACGGAGGCGGGGGAGCACUGUGAGCAGAGCGAGGAGCUGCGGCCGCAGAAAGAGAAGGAAGAAUAAAGUGCGAUCGACGCCCUUCCCCACCCGACUCCAUCACCACAACCCGGGAGAGAAUGGAGCGAGGAGCCCCAGCCCGGGAGGCGCGGAGCCGCAGCCCGCCAGGGCGGCCCAGUACAGGCAGUUCCGGAGAGAGGUCUUUAGAACAAGAACAAAGGCCGACAAGAAGAUUGUGAAAUCGGAAAAGAUCAAUGCCUCCCACAGCCCGGCAGCACAUCGCUGUGACCAGCGUAGUCUCCACAAGCAGCAAAAUAAAUGUAAAGUUCAGUCUAUAAAGAGCAGUUCCCCCAAAAAGACUGAAAGGCUUCACACUGACUCUGAGCUCACAAAUAGGUCUGUCCAGAAGGUUGAGAAGAAACCACUGAUGAGCGCUGAAAACAUCCCCCAUAUCAAAAUAAAAAAAGAGGGUUGUACCCAGGAUGAAAUUGAGAGAGAGAUAAACUAUGCAGGAGCAAAAUUCAGCGAUCCGCCAUCCCCAAGUGUGCUUCCGAAGCCUCCCAGCCACUGGAUGGGGAUCAAUGGUCAACAUUUCGACCAGUGUAAGGAGCUGAUGACAUAUCACCUGAAAGCCCUACUGAAGGUCCAGCUGUAGUCCUGCUUGAAGCCCUCUUUUAAUGAACAUUUUGUUACAGACCCAAUCACCAUGCCCAGCAUUUUUCCACAUUUGGAACCUUCAUUAUUUUUAUUUUUUUUGUGCAGGAACUUCAGUAGACCUUGCAUUUUACAUUUCUGUACAGAAUUUGAGUAUUAUAUUUUGUAUGGUUGUGUAAAUAGUGUACACAGUGUAAUAUGUGUAUAUCCUCGUUUAUACUCCAGGUAAAAUUUUAGUUUUGUUAUAAAAGUAUGUAUUUUGACCUGACUAAAGAAACCAAUGUGUUUUAUACAUAAAGGUGACAAGGUUUCAUCUACAGUCAGAUGAGAACAAAGACUUCCCUUCUACCAAUUCCCAUUUACUAUAUUAAUUACGUCAAUUUCUAGCCUUCGACCCCUUGAAUGAAAUGGGAAGCACUGGUCCAUCUUCAUGGCAGCUGUUUUAUCCAGUUCAGCAGCUGAGAAAACUAGCCGUUUACCAAGAGAGGUAUCUCAAAGCUUAAUGCACUUUGUCUCGUUUGGAAAGCACUGCACAAAUGACAACUGGGAAUCCAAUGUAUUCCCAGUAUGAGUCUCUGAUUGUAUUCGUUAAGAAAAUCACAUCUUCCACAUAAAUUGGCUAAUGUUAAAUUGAAUAAAAAUAAUUUGGCCUCCCC
Molecule: messenger RNA, 1583 nt
Organism: Bufo gargarizans (Asiatic toad)
Lineage: Eukaryota; Metazoa; Chordata; Amphibia; Anura; Bufonidae
Gene: PNRC1
Product: proline rich nuclear receptor coactivator 1
Exons: 2
Coding region: 239-928 (229 amino acids)
Biological process (GO): nuclear-transcribed mRNA catabolic process, nonsense-mediated decay
Cellular component (GO): nucleus; P-body
Source: RefSeq, a predicted model, not a curated record